GUUGACUGCAUCAACCGUCUCGCUUGCUCACGAUCAUCUCCAAUUAAGCUGCCGUUGCUGCUGCCACCACACCGUGCCCUCAUCGCUGUCCACCUGUCCUGUAGUCGCUGACAGGUCGCGUGCUCACAAUCCGUCCAGUCCUGCCAUCGAAUAUCAGCAGAGUUUAAGCUGCAAAAGAGACCGGACCAAGCUCAUCUGGUCAGGAGAGAACCCAGUCGAGCCCUUCAACAAUGGCUGGCAGAUUCGUGCGCGCAUCCAAGUAUCGCCAUGUCUUUGGACAGCCCACCAAAAGGGAGCAGUGCUACGAUGGCCUCCGCAUAUCCAAGAAUGCCUGGGACACCAAUCUCAUAAAAGCGAAUCCUGAAUAUCUCGCAGUCAAUUGGGAGGCUAGUGGGGGAGGUGCCUUUGCCGUCAUUCCCAUCAACGAGCGUGGCCGUGCCCCCGAUCGCAUACCUCUCUUCCGAGGCCACACAGCAGCUGUGCUGGACACCGACUGGAACCCCUUUGAUGAUCAUCUGCUCGCGUCCGGCUCGGACGACGGCAAGGUCUUUCUAUGGAGGGUGCCUGAGGGCUUUACCUUGCAUACGGACGCCGAAGAGCCGGCCGACGUGUCGCCCGUCGGCCGACUAGCUGGCCAUUCGAGAAAGGUGGGACACGUGCUCUUCAACCCGGCCGCAGCCAACGUGGUGGCCAGUUCGAGCGGCGAUUACACGAUCAAACUGUGGGACAUUGAACAGGGACAAGCCAGGCUUACCCUGAAACACGCAGACAUUGUGCAAAGCUUGUCGUGGAGUGCGGACGGUGCGCUGAUGGUCACAACGAGCAGAGACAAGAAGCUUAGGAUCUGGGACGUGCGGCAGGAAAAAGCCGUGCAGGAGAACCCGGGCCACCCAGGCGCAAAGAACAGCAGAGCCGUGUGGAUGGGUGAGCACGACAGGAUCGCGACGACCGGAUUUUCACGAAUGAGCGACCGUCAGCUCGGUCUGUGGGAUAUCAAGAAUCCGAAAGAGCCCAUAGGAGGAUUCCAGAUUCUCGACUCGCUUUCGUCCAUCUGCAUGCCCUUCUGGGACGACGCCACGAAGAUGCUGUAUCUGGCAGGAAAAGGAGACGGCAACAUUCGCUACUAUGAGUACGAGAACGACAAAUUUGAGUAUCUUUCCGAGUACAAGUCCGGAGACCCUCAGCGAGGCAUCGCCUUCCUUCCCAAGCGUGGCGUCAAUCUGCACGAAAACGAGAUCACCCGGGCGUACAAGACGGUCAACGAUUCAUGGAUUGAGCCAAUUUCGUUCAUCGUGCCGAGGCGGGCAGAGGUCUUCCAGGAGGAUAUCUACCCGCCAACUUCUGGACUUAAGGCUGGUGUGUCUUGCAAAGAGUGGUUUGACGGCAAGACGGGCCUGCCUCCCAAGAUCUCUUUGGAGAGCGUGUACGAAGGCAAGGAUCCAGUCGAAGUCAAGUCGGACUACAAGCCGCGGGAGGCGCUGACGUCCAACGCCACGACGACUAAGACUGAGCCGCCCAAACCAAAGCCAGAACCGGAGGCGUCGUCGGUUCGCAGCCCCGCGUCGCGGGGCCCACCAGCUGAGAUGAAGGACAACAAGGCAUCCAUUUCGGCCAUGGCAAACAAGUAUGCUGACAAGGAUGACGAGAUGUCCGAGGACGAUGCCUCCAGCUUUGAAGAAGUCCCAAAGCCGGUUGAGAGGCCAUCUGUUUCAGCGGCACGGCAAGACGAGAAGGAAAAGGCUUCCACUGUCACGAAGGAACCUGCCAAAGAAGAGUCUAAAUCAGCGGCGUCGGUGAAGUCGCCCACGACUGCUUCUGCGUCGCAGGCUCCACGGACUACAUCUGGAAACACCUGGUCCAAAGGUGCCGAAUCCGCAACAUCCAGUGGUGCGCCUACUCCCACAGCAGCAACCGCACCAGCGUCGGCUCCCACAUCUGGUGGGCCGGCCGAAGGCCUGAGGUCGGCUCUUGUCGAGAUGAAGGAGCAAAACAGUCGUAUCCUUAGCUUACUCGAGCAGCAAGGCCGCGCGUUGGGAAAGCAGACGGAGCAGAUCAUGAUCCUGACCGAAGAAGUGGAGAGAUUGAAAGGAAAGGGCGGCAGUGCGCCUGCAGACGCUGGAAAUGCGGAUUUGCUGGAAAAGAUCAGGAGACUGGAACUUGAGCUUGAGGAAGCACGAAGCUCGUGAGUCCAAUCUAGAUGAGCCUUCAUGAUUGCUCCGGUUGUUUUCGGCGAAUGGAGGGAGCCUGGCCGAUACUCAUGUUUGACCUUUAGCGACAGUUGAUACGUCCAUGUGUGUUCGAAUCAUCAUCUUUCCUUCCUGCGUCACUUUCUUACAUGCAUCUAAAAUUCCUUAAACUUCACCUCAAUCUCUGUACCACUGACAGCGACAAGUUUUUGUCCUCUUUCGACUCUCUUGGUGACGCACGAAAGGCUGUGAAACGAGGAACACACUCUUAUUGGCUUUCGAGUGUUCGCAAGCACCGAGACGCUGAGCUUAAACCGUGCAAUCGAAU
This is a messenger RNA of Verruconis gallopava, 2514 nucleotides long. RefSeq lists its product as uncharacterized. The transcript has 4 exons. The record is from RefSeq and is a predicted model, not a curated record. Gene Ontology annotation, molecular function: actin filament binding. The coding region runs from base 231 to 2186 and encodes 651 amino acids. NCBI's taxonomy places the organism in Eukaryota, Fungi, Ascomycota, Dothideomycetes, Venturiales, Sympoventuriaceae. Gene Ontology annotation, biological process: actin filament organization.